Lucilia cuprina (Australian sheep blowfly) is the source of this 1738-nucleotide messenger RNA. RefSeq lists its product as uncharacterized. The record is from RefSeq and is a predicted model, not a curated record. Bases 316 to 1683 code for a protein of 455 amino acids. Gene Ontology annotation, biological process: DNA integration. The transcript has 2 exons. NCBI's taxonomy places the organism in Eukaryota, Metazoa, Arthropoda, Insecta, Diptera, Calliphoridae. Gene Ontology annotation, molecular function: nucleic acid binding.
UCCAAGACUGGAACUAAAUGGUGCAGUUUUGCUUCAUCCAUUGUGUUAGGUUGGCUCUCUAAACACCCAUCUACGUGGGAAACAUAUGUUGCAAAUCGUAUUGCAGAAAUUCAUCGUUUAACGCCAAACGCCAUAUGGAAACAUGUCCCAACGCAUGAUAAUCCAGCAGACUUGGGAACUCGAGGUUGUAAACCUCAAGACCUUGUUCACAAUUCACUUUGGUGGCAUGGACCAUCAUGGCUAACUAAACCAUCGUCUGAGUGGCCUAACAGAAAUCCUUUAAAAAACCCUGAAUGUCCAAAGAAAAUAGUAUCAAUGCAUUCAGAAACUCAACAAACACAUAUUCUUGAAAGAUUUUCGUCGUAUAGCAAAGCCUUACGUAUUAUGUGCUAUGUUUUUCGAUUUAUUAACAAAUGUAAAAAAGUCAAUUCCACUACUCAAUUAUCUUUAACUCAAGAUGAAAUGAAAUUUUCAAAAAAUAAACUAAUUAUACUCGCUCAAAAAACAUUCUAUUUCGAAGAAUACGAAUGUUGCUUAAAAUCUCAAGCAUUACCCAAUAAAAGUUCGCUAAAAUCCCUUAAUCCAUUUAUAGACUCGAACUCAAUUUUACGAGUAAAUGGAAGAUUAUCGCAAUCAUCACUUCCCUAUAGAGAAGGCUAUCCUAUAAUUUUACCCGGCAAUUCACAUUUUUGUAAACUUUAUCUCAAAUAUUUACACGAAUUCUUAUCCCAUGCCGAAUGUGGUCAAAUGUGCCGAAUGGUACAAACUGAAUUUUUAUGUAUUCAGACUCAAGCCUCGUGUAAAAAAAUAAUACGAUACUAUAAAACUUGUAUAAUUUACAAACAGCAACCCUGUUCUCAAAUAAUGGCUCCUCUACCCCCUACCAGAUGUAAUUUGUCGCUACCUUUUCAAAUAACUGGCAUUGACUUUGCUGGGCCUUUUAAGCUCAAAGCGUCAGCUUUACGAAAAUCUACUUUUGUCAAAGGGUACGUAAGCGUAUUCGUUUGCUUUAGUACGAAAACUGUUCACUUAGAAGUAUGCUCUGAUCGGUCUUCAGCGGCAUUUCAAGCUGCAUUUUCUCGUUUCGUUGGGAGGCGAGGACUACCCCAAAGGGUAGUAUCUGAUAACGGUAGAAACUUUCUAGGGGCUAGUAGAGAACUUUUACGAGAAUUUUCCUCUUUUAUAAAAAACGUAUCUCAAGAUAUAGCUCAAAAGUACUUGACACACGGCUUUGAGUGGAAAUUUAUUCCCCCACACGCUCCUCAUAUGGGCGGCUUAUGGGAAGCCGCCGUAAAAAGUUUCAAAUUUCAUUUAAAACGAAUUACUGGUGCUCAAAAAUUCACAUUUGAAGAAUUCUCAACAAUUAUAACUCGAAUUGAAGGCGUACUAAACUCUCGCCCAAUCUCAGCUUUAUCUGAAGACCCUUCAGAUCUAACUCCUCUAACCCCAGGACAUUUCCUAAGAGGAGCCCCGAUAAUGGCUCUCCCAGAACAAGAUUAUCAAAAUAUAACUUUUAUUAAUAGGUGGGAAAAAUUAAAAGCUAUGCAUCAUCAAUUCUCAAUACGCUGGAAAAAUGCCGAAGUAAGAAUAAGCAUUGCCGAAGUAAGAAUAAGCUCAGGAAUCAUUACUCGGCCCAUUGUCAAAUUAUGUUACCUGCCCUUUUUAAGCGAAAAUCAUGAUUGAAAUUUUAACUUAGAUUAAAAUUUUAAUCCCAUUUACAAAAUAUCAACAUUUCUUU